Paraglomus brasilianum is the source of this 4536-nucleotide messenger RNA. Lineage: Eukaryota; Fungi; Glomeromycota; Glomeromycetes; Paraglomerales; Paraglomeraceae. The record is from the annotation of a GenBank genome assembly.
AUGUCGGGUGGUGGUAACAUUAAAGUGGUGGUAAGAUGUCGUCCCCUCAAUACGAGAGAACUGACUCGUGGGGCAAAAUGCCUAAUUGAAAUGCGCGGCAAUCAGACCGUCCUUCACAGGCCUGACUUGUCAGAUCCCGGUAAUGCAAAAUCCACGAAAAAAGAAGAUAUGGCUUUUACGUUCGAUAAAUCGUAUUGGUCGGCUGACAAGAGUUCCUCAAACUAUGCUGAUCAAAAGACUUUGUACGAUGAUCUUGGCGUUGAACUACUCGAUCAUUCAUUCGAAGGUUAUAAUACCUGUAUCUUUGCAUAUGGACAGACUGGUUCAGGAAAAUCUUAUUCGAUGAUGGGAUAUGGUGAAGACAAAGGUAUAAUCCCGCUGACAUGCAGUGCUCUGUUCGAACGCAUCAGCGACAACCAGAAUCCAAACAUUACGUACAAAGUUCAAGUGUCGUAUAUCGAAAUUUACAAUGAACGUGUUCGUGAUUUGCUUAACCCGAAGAACAAGGGCAACCUAAAAGUCAGAGAACAUCCUAUACUCGGUCCAUAUGUCGAAGAUUUGUCUAAAUUGUUGGUCAAUUCAUUCGAUGAUAUAGAAAAUCUUAUGGAUGAGGGUAACAAGGCAAGAACGGUUGCUGCUACAAACAUGAACGCAACUUCAAGUCGUUCGCAUGCUGUAUUUACCUUGUUGCUUACACAAAAACGUCUAGAUGUGGAAACAAAUAUGGAAACGGAAAAAGUAUCUCGCAUCAGUUUGGUCGAUUUAGCUGGGUCUGAACGUGCCAAUUCUACUGGUGCAACUGGAGAUCGUCUGAAGGAAGGUGCCAAUAUAAACAAAUCCUUGACGACUUUGGGGAAAGUUAUUGCUGCAUUGGCCGAUCAACCGUCUGGUGGUAGUAAAAGUAAAAAGAAGGAACAGUUCGUACCUUAUAGAGAUUCGGUUCUGACAUGGUUGCUAAAGGAUAGUUUGGGUGGUAACUCCAAGACCGCUAUGAUUGCAGCCAUCUCUCCUGCAGAUUAUGAUGAAACACUCAGUACUCUGAGAUAUGCCGAUCAGGCCAAACGUAUCAAGAACAAGGCUAUCGUCAACGAAGAUCCUAAUGCUAAGCUUAUUCGUGAACUUAAGGAAGAAUUGUCACAAUUGCGUGCUAAGCUCGGUAUUAGCCCUGGUGACACGAUAGUUCGAGGAGGCGGCGGUGAUUCCGAAGAAAUUGUUGUUCUUCAAGACAAGGAGGGUAACACCAUUAAGAAAAAGAAGGGAGAACUUAUGGACCAACUUCAAGCUUCCGAAAAAUUGAUGACUGAAGUAAAUGAGAGUUGGGAAGAAAAAUUACGUCGUACACAAGAAAUUCAGCUUGAACGUGAAAAGGCUUUGGAAGAGCUUGGUAUCAUGGUCGAGAAGAAUGCUGUUGGUGUUCAUCCACCUAAGAAAGUUCCUCAUUUAGUAAAUUUGAACGAAGAUCCUUUGAUGUCAGAAUGUCUAGUAUAUCAACUUAAGUCGGGAGUUACUCGCGUUGGACGUCUUGAUGACCAGGUUCACGCUGAUAUUCGAUUGAGCGGUGAAAACAUCCUUCCCGAGCACUGUUAUUUCGAAAACAAAGAUGGCGUAGUCACUUUGUAUCCUACAAACGACAGCUUAACUAUAAUAAAUGGAAUGAGGACCAGCAAAGCGAAGAGAUUAAAAUCCGGUUUUCGCAUUAUUCUGGGAGAUUUUCAUGUAUUCCGAUAUAAUAAUCCAGAAGAAGUAAGACGAGAGCGCGCCAGGUCGAAGAAUUCAUUAAGCAUUAGUCUCACAGCCAAGGAGCACAAUAGCGGUGAGGAUACACCAAGGGCGGAUUCACCUACAUCUACUGCUUCGCUUAUGUCCGAGGCGGUAAUCGACUGGAGCUAUGCCAAGAAGGAAGCAGCACUAAACGGGCCUGGAAAUUUACCCGAUGAAGACUUGCAGAGACUUGUAGGAGAAGCGAUGCAACAACAACUUGAAUCACAGAAACAAGAAUAUGAAGAGAAGAUGCGUGUACUGACAGCUUCUAGUUUGGAGGCCGACGAAUUGAAGGCCGAGAAAAAACAAAUGGAAGAAAAACUCAAAAUGGUCCAAGAAGAAAUGCAAAGAAUGCUCGAGGUUCAAGCUCAAGAGUAUAAAGAAAAAAUGGCUAAAUUAACUGCCGCGCAAGCGACAUCCGAUCAUCGUCACUUUGCCGAGUUCCGACCGUACACAGACCAAGAGCUGCGUUUGAUUCACAAGACGCUGAAGAAGUGGAAACAUCAACGAUAUGUACAAAUGGCAGAAACAAUACUAAGCAACGCAGUUGUAUUAAAAGAAGCGAACGUCAUCAGUAGGGAGCUCGGAAAGAAAAUUCAAUAUCAACUUACUAUUAUCGAAGAUGAACCAUAUACCAACCCUGUUUCGUUUUAUGAAAGCACGUCAGCAUUAAAUCAAUACAAUACUAACGAGGAUACUUCCCUGCAUCUGUCUAAGAAACCGUGCGUUGGUGUGAAAGUAAUCGACUUCAAGAAUGGAGUGGUUUAUGUAUGGUCACUCGACAAACUGAAAGCUCGUAUGCAAAAGAUGCGCAACUUGUAUAAUUUUAUUGACCGACCUCAGUACAGUAAGCAUUUUAACUGGGAAGAUCCUUUCUACGAAAAUCCUUGUCCUCAAUUUACAUUCAUUGGGAGUGCGUCUAUGGCUUUAAGAUGUUUGAUUUUGAAGUCUGAAUACGAACAAAGAGUUCCCGUUAUCUGCCGUUAUUCUGGAAAAGCCAUAGCUCAAUGCCUAGUUCGGAUUAAAUUUAUCAGUGAUUCCAAGCAAUCGAAAGAUCCUUCCGAAAAUACCGUAUUUGAGGUUAGGAUUGAGGAGCUCACUGGAAUGGAUGAAGAACAAUACACUCAAGUCCAUGUUCAGUUUAAACUCUCGUCUUUCGGAGCGGUUCCUCCUCUAUCAUCAGGGGAACACAUUUAUGCUACAGAUUUUCAUAGUGAUUUUGCUACAGGACCAAUUCGCUUUGAUUAUGCACAGACUUUGUCAGUGGCGCUUACACCAGCAAUAGUCGAGGUACUUACGAACGGCAUGUUGGCAUUCGAAAUAUACGGGAAAGCGAAGCCUUGCGUUUUGCAGCAGAUUGAAAAAUGGGAUGAGAUUCAAGCAGGUGUUGGCGACAGUCUACCCGAAUGUGUUAUUCCCCGUGAACGACGAUCAGAAGAAGAACUUGUUGCCGAGGAGAAGCACGAUGUCGUCGCGUGGGUCCAAGUUUGUGAGAUGGCUCCCAGUGGAGACUAUGUGCCAGUACAAGUGCUAUCACAGAAUUCACUUGAUCCAGGUGCAUUUUUCUUAAGACAAGGCUUACAGCGUCGUAUUGUGCUAACACUCACUCAUAAUUCGGGUCGACAAUUUCCAUGGACUCGUGUAACCAAGAUGGAAAUUGGCCAUGUUCGAUUACUUGAUGGCAAGGGUAGAUUAGCCGAGUCGCCUACACAGAACGAUGUGCAAAUGAACAUAGUACCUCCCCACAAAGUCGAGUUCAAUAUAGAUGGAACGAGUACUCUUGUAGCUCAAUGUUCGUGGGAUAGUACACUACACGGCUCGCUAUUCCUCAAUCGCACAACUCAAUCUAAUAGUCGAGUUUUAUUGAGAUUAACAUGGUACGUGGAAGCUGAGAAAUGCGUUGAACCCAUCUGUUUCAAUAUGGAUAUUGCUGUACAAAUACAAGGAAGAGAAGCUCGACCACCUUCCAAAUUGAUACAGUUGUUGAACUCAUCAAAAGUACUAUGGAAGACCAGUGGACUUUUUUCUAUAACGCUUAAACCUCCAAUGACACGCAAGAUUUCAGAGCUUUGGCGUUUGAAUACUGCGAAUAAAUACGUGCGCGGCGAAGAGUUACUUGGUAAUUGGAAACCACGUGGGGUAUCAUUAGUCAAGGACUAUAAACGAAUAGGCGAAUCAAUACGCAAACGAGAAGCGGUAGAGUUUAUGAGACAGGUCCACAACCUUGAUGAAACGCGUGUAGUCGUUGCUGGCGCCAGUAGUAAGAUGAAUAACACUACAAGCCACGAGGAGAUACUUAAGAAAGCAGUUAAUUUGUGGAAGAAGAAAUGGGGCACGACAAAAGAGAUUGUAAUUAAUCAAGAUCCGCCUUUGUCAGGAUCUUAUCCAGACGCAGAAACAUACAAACAUACUAAAGACACCAAAUUAGUUGCUCAAGUGCGAAUGGUCGGGAAGACUGACCAAAUAACGAAAAGAGGCUAUCUGAAUACGCCAGAGAAUGCUGACGAUCACUGGGUGAAGCGGUGGUAUGUCUUGAGAAGGCCAUAUUUAUUCAUCUAUGAGUCACAAAAAGAAACAGAAGAACUUGGAGCCAUAAAUCUGUCGUCUGUACGCGUUGACUACAUGAAAGAAAGAGAAGAUAUGUUAAAGCGUCAAUACGUCUUUUCUAUUUAUACGAACAACAACGCUUACAUGCUACAAGCGUCUUCUAAACAAGAAAUGAUAGAUUGGAUCUCGAAGAUUGACCAAUUCUACCAAAUCGCUAAUCUGGAUUGA